Molecule: messenger RNA, 270 nt
Organism: Nematocida ausubeli
Lineage: Eukaryota; Fungi; Microsporidia
Exons: 1
Coding region: 1-270 (89 amino acids)
Source: RefSeq, a predicted model, not a curated record
AUGCACACACAAAUAUUAAGCCAGCUGAAAGGAAUUAAAGAAAGGCUAGCAAACUUGGCAGCACAAAGAAGGUGUAUUCCAAACACUCUAGAAGAGUUUUUUCCUUUCGGAUCAGCAGUAGAUCUUCUAAGGAAAAUAGAGAACGAAGAGAAUUAUCUGUACGUGGAGGCAGCCAAGCUAAAGGAGAAGCUUUCCCUGCACAGCACAGGCCCCGGAAAGACAUCUCUCUCUCCGGAGGUGUGGACUAUGAUAUACCCUGAAAAUCUUUAG